This is a messenger RNA of Annulohypoxylon maeteangense, 1270 nucleotides long. RefSeq lists its product as uncharacterized. NCBI's taxonomy places the organism in Eukaryota, Fungi, Ascomycota, Sordariomycetes, Xylariales, Hypoxylaceae. The record is from RefSeq and is a predicted model, not a curated record. The transcript is spliced from 3 exons. Bases 359 to 1162 code for a protein of 267 amino acids.
UAAAUGCCCACCGGGUCCUCGACUUCAGACCUCGCUUCGGAGGCCUCCCCGGGAGCUUCUAGAGCGUUCAAAAUAUGAGAGGCGGACGGAGACUGAGGGAUUUAGGUUUCAUGCAUAUGCAUUAGUGUAUAGCCAAGAAAAUACCAAGGAACAAAAGGCUUCUUUCACAUUCACACGUGGAUUGGCAUCCCGUUGGCAUUAUUUGAGACCUGCCAAACUCCUUCCAUUUGGCACAGACUUCUAUGGUCCGGUCACUUUCUUCAGCCGCUUUGCGAAUCCUUCCGCCCCUUAAUACUCAACACAACUCCCACAUACAACCGCAGAACGCCAAAAUUGUGCUUUCAAAAUAGCCGCUAUUAUGCCAGAGGAAAAGAAACUUGAGUCUGGUCAGGUCCUGGUCUUGGAUACGUCCGAGAGGAGACCUACCGGCUUCAGCUUCACGAGCCAGCUCACCGACGAAAUCAAUUCAAGCUUGGCAGCUAUACCUUUACUUGCCUGCUGUUUUGCGACAGGUCUUACUGAUGGAACUCUCUAUAACGCGUAUGGUACUUUCGUGUCAAUGCAAACUGGAAACACGGUCUUUGUUGCACUAGGAGCUUCUGGGCAAAACAACAAGCCUUACGGAUUCGCUCGCUCCCUUUGCUCGAUAGGGUGCUUCGUAGUUGGCUGUUUCGCCUUUUCCCGUCUACACAAACUGAUCGGCGGAGGCCGUCUUCGAAAAACUCUCCUCUCCUCUUUCUUCGCGCAGACCGUUUGUGUUGCCAUCGCGGCAACCAUCAUCCAGACCGGUAUUGUCGAUGGCACAUACCCCUCACGAAGAGACCCAGCGGACGUCGAUUUCACUGAACUUGCACCCAUUGCAUUGCUUAGUUUCCAGGCUGCAGGUCAGAUCGUCAACAGUCGUGGACUAGGCGUGAGCGAGGUGCCCACUGUCGUAAUCACAACUCUGUUGUGUGAUCUAGUGAGCGAUGAGCGGAUUCUGGCGCCACUGAAGAAGAAUGGCAAGCGCAAUCGCAGAGCUAUAGCCUUUGUCCUCACCCUCUCUGGUGCCAUAUGCGGAGGAUGGAUAUCCAAGGCAACAGGCGCCGUGCAGCCUAGUCUUUGGUUUGUUGCGGCCAUCAAGGGAGUCAUCACGCUUUCCUGGUUAUGGAUCAGCAAGUGAACUCAAAGCUGUAUAUACACGAUAGAACAUAUUAGACAGUCCAUGCACCUUGACUAGAAUAGACUAUAUCAUAGCUUUUGGAAAUUAAUGCUCAUUUGAAUUAUUUGA